AUGCCCAACCACCAGUGCGUGCGAUGGACGGCGCUCUCGCUCAUGCUAGUCCAGAACUCGGCCUUUGUGCUGGUGAUGCGGCAUUCGCGCAAGCAGCAGCAAUCCCAGGCGGCGCAGUACAACGUAGCUGUGGUCGUCGUGCUGCAGGAGCUCUUCAAGCUCCUCUUCUGUGUGGGCGUCACCGGAGCGCAGAGCCGCUCGCUCGGCGCGGCGUUGCACUCGCUCCGCUCCUCGCCCGCCGCGCUGGCCCGCAUAGCCUUGCCGGCGGCGUGCUUCACUCUGCAGAACAACGUGCUCUACGUCGCCCUCUCCAACCUCCACCCGCUGGUCUUCCAGAUCAGCUACCAGCUCAAGACGCUGCUCACGGCCGCGCUGUCGGCCCUCCUGCUCCGCAAGUCAUUCUCGCGGCAGCAGUGGCUCUCGCAGGUGUCGGAGGGGCAGCCGCACGACGAGGGCGCGCACGAGGCGCGCAGUGCUCCGCUCGGGCUGGCGGCCGUGCUGGUUGCCGCCUCCUCCUCCGCGUUCGCGUCGGUCUACUUCGAGCGGAUACUCAAGGAACCGGCCGCGGCAGAGACUUCGUUGCGGAUCCGGAUGGUCCUCGUGCUUCGCUGCUGGCUGCUCCUUGACGAGGGCCGCGUAGUUCCGUACGGCUGGGUCCUGGAUAGAUAG
This is a messenger RNA of Emiliania huxleyi CCMP1516, 669 nucleotides long. RefSeq lists its product as hypothetical. Bases 1 to 669 code for a protein of 222 amino acids. NCBI's taxonomy places the organism in Eukaryota, Haptophyta, Isochrysidales, Noelaerhabdaceae. Gene Ontology annotation, molecular function: pyrimidine nucleotide-sugar transmembrane transporter activity. The record is from RefSeq and is a predicted model, not a curated record. Gene Ontology annotation, cellular component: Golgi membrane. The transcript has 4 exons. Gene Ontology annotation, biological process: pyrimidine nucleotide-sugar transmembrane transport.